AUGCUGCGCCCCGGCCUGAGCAACUUGACGCGGCGCGCCAGCCCGCAGUUCUGCCGCUCGGCAUCCACCGCUGCGGCCGCCCAGUCGUCGUCCAAGAAAGAGGGCGACAUCUCGGACGCCUUCGUGUCUCUGUCGGGAGCCGAGCGCGCGCCCCUUCCGGACCGGUAUCGGCAGCUCAAGUGUGACUUGGUGCGGGGGCGGGAGGACAAGCUUGUCGAGAGUUGGUCGAGACUGUUGCGCCAACUUAAGCGGGAGAAUGACAUUAUUGCCGCCAAGGGCUCUGAUGUCAUCCCUCAGGUCGACUUUGCCGACUUGGAGGCCGGUUGCGAGAGGUUGAAGGGGGAGAUCAAGAAGCGCGGCGCCUUGGUCGUUCGAGGCGUCAUUCCCGAAGACGAGGCCAGGGGGUACAAGGACGAGAUCGAGGACUAUGUCAGGAAGAAUCCCCACACCAGAGCUUUCCCGCCUCGAGACCCCCAAGUCUACGAGCUCUACUGGUCAGGCCCUCAACUCAAGGCACGCUCUCACCCUUCGCUCCUGCGGGUCCAGAAGCACCUCAUGUCCUUUCUGUGGCACACGUCAUCCCCCACGGCCCAGAUAUCGCUGGACCACCCCCUCUCCUACGCCGACAGGCUGCGCAUCCGCCAGCCCGGGGAUGCCAGCUUCGCCCUCGGUCCUCACAUUGACGGCGGCAGCGUCGAGCGCUGGGAGCGGGACGGCUAUGGGCGCGGCGGCGUGUACGACCGCGUCCUCGAGGGCCACUGGGAAAAGCACGAUCCGUGGGAUGCAAGUGGCCGCGUCGACGCCGUUAACAACCUCUAUGACGGCCUCGGCGCCUGCUCCGUCUUUCGCAUGUGGCAAGGCUGGAUGAGUAUGUCACGAUCCGGGCCUCACGAGGGCACGCUCCUCGUCAAUCCGUUAAUGCACAUGGCAACUGCCUAUGUCCUGCUGCGGCCCUUUUUCAAACCCCUAAACGCAACCAAGGGGCCGCGGUUCCUCGACGAGAGCAACUGGGCUUUUACCGGCAGGGCAGACAUGACGAGCGAGCUUCAGGGUGCGUCGCCGGGCCACGGCCAAGAGCUCACCGACGACUUACAUCCGCACCUGGAGCUGGAAAGAACAAUGAUCCACGUGCCCAAGAUCAAGCCCGGCGAUUUCGUCGCGUGGCAUUGCGAUACCAUCCACUCGGUCGACAAGGUCCACGGAGGCGGCUCAGACUCCAGCGUGCUCUACAUCCCCGUGUGCCCCGUCACGGCCCUCAACGCCGAGUACUUGGCCCGUCAGCGGGACGCCUUCCGGCGGGGCACGCCGGGCCCGGACUUCCCAGGUGGAGAAGGAGAAGCCCGGCACGUCGGCCGACCAACCGAAGAAAUGAUGCGGGGUUGGACAACGCCGGCGGGCCGGCAGGCGUUUGGGCUAGAGAAAUUUGACGUGAGGGAGGGUGCGCUGCCGGGAGAGAGGGACGUGGUGGAAAAGGCGAACGCAAUCCUGGGCUUCUAG
Hirsutella rhossiliensis is the source of this 1497-nucleotide messenger RNA. RefSeq lists its product as uncharacterized. NCBI's taxonomy places the organism in Eukaryota, Fungi, Ascomycota, Sordariomycetes, Hypocreales, Ophiocordycipitaceae. The record is from RefSeq and is a predicted model, not a curated record. The transcript has 3 exons. The coding region runs from base 1 to 1497 and encodes 498 amino acids.